GUGGUUAACUUGGAAGGUCUGGAAACGAGACACAAUAUUUCAAGCGCGAAAACUGAACUGAACUGAAACUACAAAAAAGUCAAAAUUUAAAAGGUAUCUGGUCAACUGGAAGACAAAAACAGUAAAAAACAUGAGAGCGAUACGUUUACAUUGCAUUUUAGCACAGUUCAGGAGUGAGCGAUGAUCAAGAAUAGAAGUGCCCCAAAGCCAGGCUUGAGACCAAGCCCGAAUGAGGCGAAUAAUCUUAUACAGGCUGAAAUAGAGAGACGUCGCAAACUUCGUAUUAAACAGGUGCGAGAGCAAGAAAAAGCAUUUGCACUCAAGUUGAGAAGGAAUGUGAAAAACAAGCGGGAAAAUGAAUUAGAACUUCUUUCACAACAGCUCAAGCAACAAUGGAAGGAGAAGCAAUUGGUGCAGCAAGCAAGUCUAGAGAAAAAGUACCAUGAAAAUCUUGAAGGGUUUGGAGAAGGUCAUCAUGCCGCCUUCAAGGAUGAGGAUGCAGAGAAGCCAGACCACAGAGAGCUCACAAAGGAAGAAAAGAAAAAAGCAUUGGAGCGACACAAUAAAGCAAUGAUUAAGCUUAUGAUUGAUCGGGCUCAAGAUCAGCAGUCUGACUUUGACAAAGCAGAAGCGAGGAUGCGUGCAAUGGAAACUGAAAGAGCAAGGGCAGCCCAUAUGGCUUCUCUUCCCAGGCCCAAGGAUGCCAUACUGAACUUUGACUUGUCAAGGCUAACACAUGGUGAACAGAAGGUACAGCCACAGAAUGCAGAGCAUUUCAAAUCCACUCACUACCACUUGCAACCAGUGGUUCAAGUUACAAGAGAGCCAGCUCUGAAUGACCAGGUCAAUGCAAAUGAGGCUGCAGAAGAAGUGGGAGAAAUCAUCGACAAUGUUAUUGAGGCAUCUAAGCGCAGUCAAGCAGAGCAGACAGAGAAAGCAUGGUUGAGGCACAAACACGCUCUGGCCCAGCACCAGCUAGCAGAGGAUCACAAGGCAUUGAUGACUGAGCUGAGCGGACUUGAGCGGCUCGACCGGCAGAGAAGACAAGAGGCUGUCGCGAGAAUACCGGUACGGAUAUUUCAGCCCCCUCAUAAACGCGUGGAGGACGCUGAAGAGCGGCAGAAAGACUUGGAGCAAGCUUUCGAGGACAUGUACAUGAUACAAACAGGUUACACAGGAGAUUUGACGAUAGCACUCGAGAGAGCAGAGAGUUCCCCCUUGCAGCCUCCAGCGUCAUCUGAAAGUCCAAAGGGAUCCACCAUGGCGCAUGAGAUAGUUGUUGACCUACAGGACAACUCCAAGCCUAAGACACAAGAGGUCACUGUGAUACCUGUUGAAGACAGCCGCGAGAGGGAUGACUCGAGAAGCGAAGACGAGGAGAGCAUUGUGGAGAAAGAAGAUAUUCCUACCCGGCAGGACCCUGUACGACGCCUUCUUGGAAGGAUCCAAAAACAGCGAGACGAUUGGAAGAGACGGCAAACAACUGAUGAAGAAGAAGACAUCGCCGACCAAAAGAUGUCAGCUGCGAGACCUGCUGGAAAAAAGGCACAAAGGAGUGCAAAAGUGCUAACCCCGCUCGCAGAAGAAGAAGAACCCCUUCAUGACACCCCAUCAGCCCCUGCAAUGCUAGACCGGCCUCAGGGCCCCUCGACGCGGGACAUCACAGACCAAGAUGACGCAGCCUCGCCGUAUAAGGGGCGCGCAUUGCUUCAUCCUUUUGAGGUGGCAAAGCAAGCAAGAGCUGUCACGCCAACCACUGAUGAGACCGAGGACAAACAGCCCGUAUCGACCUCCGCUCUGUCGCAAGAGCAGCAUCUCCUGGAGCAGCAAAAGCUAAAAAUGCAGUUACAAGAGCAGAAGUUGAUCCAAGAGAGGCUCGAGGAACAGUUGAAGGAAUACCACAACAAGUUAAUGGAUGUUACCGGCUCUAUGAAAGACUCUGGCAGGGGUACAGGGUGGUUUCUACCUCAACAAGGGGUGAUUGGGGGUCCAGACGGGCCCACCCCAACAUCUAGUACAGGAAUACUAUCCACCCAACAUGCGUGUGAUGCUCCUAGUGAAAGUGUGCCACUACCCCAACAUCAGUACAGCUUACCCGAUGAAAGGUUACGUCCUUUUACAGAAGAUCAACGCUCUUCUAAUGCAAGGAUAGCUCGAAUGCAGGAUCCGAACACGUCCUCUGGGGUACCAGUGGCCCCUGUUGAGGAAGUUUAUCCAGCUCACGAUGCAAAGCAUAUUUCAUCCCAGGAACGAUCAACUGGGAACUUCCCCUCUACGCAAUAUCCUUCUGAUCAUUCUAGAUCACUGGUGGGGCAGGCUAGCGACACUAGUACUCUGGAAUCCGGGUCUCUAAGAUUGCUGGAGCAAACUGAGGAGGAGCCUUCAGACACUACUAGUGGUAUGUCUACAGGCGCUCGAAGUGAUAUCCGGAGAAGUCUUGAUGAAGGAGAGAGUGGGGCGUCUUCAAGUCCACCAAGCUCUGCAUCAGGGCAACAGCCCUCAAGUGCCCAAUCACCUGGACGAUUCCAGAUAGUAUCAGGCACCUCUGCUGAUAACAGCUCCACCAGAAAACCAGGCUAUGAGUACCCUUUUCCCUUGGAACCUGGUUGGGGUUUGAAGGUCGUGUCAGCUAGUUCCUCUUCCAGUAUUGCUUCUAGCGUACCCAGCAGUAUGUACUCCGGGCCAACACCCUGGAUUCCAAGUUCUGCAGCCCGUUACACUUUGGCUGUCUCCCCGAUGCUACAGUCGCCAAGGUCGUCGGGAAGUAGUGGUCAAGAUCAGGAGGAGCUGCUCUCUCAGUCUUUGAGCUCUUAUAGCCAUAGUACAGAGUCAGACAGAGUUCGCAUUCAAGAGCAGUCGCCUCAAAUGGUAGACCAUCUUCAACCCUCUUUUGUCCCUACGAAUGUACAGAAGUUUAACUGGGAUCGUACCUCUCCCACUAGUACAAACCUUUCUGAUGUCCUGGCAAGUGUCAGGCAAGGUGUUGCGGUUUCAAAGCGAGCAGAUCCAGUACUCAGGCCUAGCCCUGGUGGACCCUCAGUGAGUAAUGAGACCGGUCUUAGCACUGGUCAGUCUCCUGGUUAUCUGGACGUGUACCGGAAAAAGUGGGAGGAAGAGCGCAAAUUGAUCAAGGCACAAAGGGCGGAGAUCCGACAAAGACAAGAGAAACAGACACGACGCAUGAGGUACUACCAGAAUAUCAUUGAGCGCCAUGGAUACAUUAGUCCACAGGCAGAGUCAGGAGUACCACGAAUGGACAGUCCUCUUGGAGAGUUGGGGUUACACCAAACGGACAGUCCACAGGCAGGAGGUAAAGACAGUUCAACAUCGACUAAAUCCCUUGUAGACCUGCCAAAACAGUUUAUUGACACCAAGAACAGCAGCAGUGGGAGGUCCACGCCUGAUACUCUUGGGGAUUUCCUUGGACGGUAUAGACAAAGUUUAGAUCUGAAUGCUCAUACCAAAGAUACCAACAUGAGCCCAAAAGAUCCCAACAGAGCACAAGUCCCAACCCCUGUAUGGCAGGCAAGAUCAAGUACCGGUGAUACACACUCUACUAUUACUAGAAUCAGUGUCCGUAAUGUUAUUACUGAUUCACAAGGUUCAAGCUCUAGUGCCCUAACCUAUUCACAGUCCUCUACUAUAACAUCGUCUGACACUGUCUACAGUCCUUUACCAAAUUAUCUUGGGCAGUCUAAACAUGAUGAAGUAUGUUCCAGAGCCACGCCCCAACAUGCCAACAUCGACACCAAAGAACCAGGCCCAACUGGUCGUUCGAUUGACCCCUCGUCUAGGAUUCAAGAAGGUAGCAGGGCCGUGGAGAUUUCUCAUGAAAUUUUAGUGUCUGAGGAAAGUAGUGAAGGCUUUUCAAGUCAGGUUGGCAUCGGCGAACCUGGGGUUUUUUCUGAGGAGGAUCAGCGCUGGUUCAUUCCAUCCCGAUCUGGGACGUCUCAACGCUCAAGUGAAACACCCAACCAAGCCACGCCUUUCUACAGUGAUCCUUUUUCGCCUGGCAGAGAUGUGUACAAUCGCGUGAUCUCUACCGGUCCUCAUUCGGACUCUCAAAGCAGCGGUACAAGCUCUAGUCCUCAAACACAACAGUGGUUUAUCCCCCAAAAAGCGAGCACAAGCUCUGUCGACUUCCUGCACUCCCACUUUCGGCAAGAUCUGCCCUUCACCGAAAAAACACCAAGGGAUUGGCAGGUCCCUAUGCGCGCUGGGAGCUCUACUACUAGUCCCUGGCCCCCAAUGGAGACUAUGAGAGCUAGGGUGGAGACUGAGACACAAGGUGAAGAGGAUUUCUCGAGAAGACCUGGUUUUGGACAAGAAUUAAGUUACCCUGGGAAGACGCCAAGGGUAUGGCAAGUCCCCAUGCGCGCUGGGAGCUCCACCACAAGUCUUUGGCCACCCAUCGCGAGUACGGCCAAUGGUGGCCAAGGCGACUGGCGUUUCCCUCCCCGUGCAGAUGCCUCGUCCUCGAGUGUUUUUGUGCCUGUACCAUCUUAUGAUAGACCAAACGCGCAAGAUAGACAAGACGAAGCAUAUACUGGCGGCGAACAAGGGACAUGGCAUGUCCCCGUGCGUGCAAGCGGGUCAUCAUCCAGUGCUAUUGGACCUGUAACGUCUCAUGGUAGACCACACCCGCAAGACAAACAAGACGAAGGUCAUGUCCCCGUACGUGCUAGCGCCUCAUCAAUCAGCGCUUUGGGACCUGCUCCGUCAGCCACCCCAUUUCAUCCGAAAUUCUCAAGAGAGCACUCCAGCCCAAUGCGCUAUGAUACACAAGACAACUCAUUAGCGGAAGACUCUAGAUGGCAGUUGGAAAACUCUUCUUCUGAUUUCCUUGGUCCUGUCUUGCGCGAACAGUCCGCCUUCAGCCCCGGGGAACAUGAGUGGCUGUAUGUCCCACCAUCAACUGCUUCACAGUCUACCACACCAGGUGAUCGAUCUAGCCCCGGGCAUUUAGCCAGCCCUGGGCAUGUAGGAAGUCCCAGGUAUGAAGCUAGCCCCGGGCAUUUAGCUAGCCCCCGCUAUUUUAUCAGUCGAGGACAGUCUGCCGAUCAAAGGUAUCCAGAGAGUGAUUUUGCCGUCCCUGGGCAUUCAGGAAGUCGUUCUGCUGAAAACCCACGGUUUUCUACCAGUCCCGGGCAUUCCGCCGACUUAGACCAUUCUACAAUCCCAGGAUAUUCGGCAAGUACGGCGUAUAGCGAGACCCGCGAUUAUGGUGCUGAUUUGGAUACUGGCAGCGAUGAUCGUAAAUACGAUCUCUCGUCUCGACAACUUUCAGAUCGCCCCAGUAACACCGCUUCGCUCAUUUCCGGUAGCCUUGUGUCCGAGGUUUCCAUGUCCGACUUCAGGCAUGAAUCAUCUGAAAAUUCCGAAAGACUUACGACCGUUAAUGACGAGGAACAAUCAGGCGGGAGCAAGGAGCAGGAUAGGAUAAGCUCCAUCCAUACGUCCGACAUAUCAAAUCAUGGGAGCCUUCUAUCACAAAGUGCCCACUCGGCAAGCAUGUCAAGCAGAUUCAGCGAUCAAGGUGAGAUGUUGUCAAGAAGCGGAGCUUCUGUUACUAUGAAGGGCUUGGAAGCGGAGAAUAUACAUCACUCGCCGCGUGAGGAAGCACGUUACCCGCGCGAAGACGCACAGAUUCAUGAGGGACCACUUGAAGCGCGCGAUGGAACGCGUGACACGCGCGAGGAGACUGAGAGUGAUACCCUAUCCUUGCCGCCAGACAGUCACAGCAUCCCUCUACAAGCCGCCUUCCUUCAGCGGAAGCAGGACUUCAUCAAGAGGUCCCUUGCAAGAGUGGACCAGGCCAAAGCGAAGCGCUACGAGUCGCAGCCUCAAGUGCACGUCAAACAACGGAGUAAACCUGUGAAACAGGUUAGUAAACCUGCAAAACCAAUUAGAGGUGGCAAAUCUGCUAAAACUAGCAAGCCCUCGAAACCGGCGAAACCCAGAAGGACUAGCAAGAUGUCAAGGAGCUCAAUAGCUGGACCUUGACGAAGGCAAAUAUUCCAUUUAAAUAUUGAUGACUGUGUGCGAGAGGCACGAUAUUUCGAUGAUCUUUUAGCCGAUGUACCCUACGCAGUAUAAUGGCUGACGCUAUGUAUGAUGCUUCAGGUCGUGUUGUCUAUGUUUUCGGUGUGUAAAUAGUUUGCCAAUGAAACAGGGCCUAUAAGAAGAGACUUGUAUUCACCUAACAUUUACCUGUCAAGCGUUUGGUUAGAGGUUUCAUAAUAUUGUAAUAUAGAGUGCACCACGGC
Molecule: messenger RNA, 6266 nt
Organism: Nematostella vectensis (starlet sea anemone)
Lineage: Eukaryota; Metazoa; Cnidaria; Anthozoa; Actiniaria; Edwardsiidae
Exons: 23
Coding region: 181-6003 (1940 amino acids)
Source: RefSeq, a predicted model, not a curated record